CUCCGACUGGAUGGGGAAGGGCUGACGGCCUGGUUCCAUGGUUGAGGAUACUGUCGUUUCCAAUGGCACGACAGACCGACGGUUAGCUGACAAUCCUUUAUAAAACAGCUGAUCCUUUUUACUCAACUCCCUCUAGUCUAAUUAUAGAGGAUCCACAAUAUAUCUAUCGAUUACUUAAGUCUCACAUCGAAUAUGCCUGAUUGGAAGACGGAGUCAACGUCGGAGGAGGACGUCAAAAAUACAAAUAAUGACGGCUUAGCGUUUCAAGUAUUGCUGGUAGUGUGUUUAACCGUAUACGUCGUGACUGCCAUAUGGUUGCUACUAAGAUCCUAUUGUCUCGCAUACUCGAGUCUAGCCUUCGGAACCACUGAUCCCGCAAUAGCACAUGUACCUCCCCAGGACAACAUGGAAAGACGAUUAGACUGUCUGGAAAGAGUUGCCCCAACCAAGCCCUUCAAAAUCUGGUGGUUGUCUGUUCAAACGAUACGAUCUCCGCUAAAGCAAUCGGAUCAUGUAUUCACAUGUUCUAUUUGUCUUGAUAAGGUCCGCAAGAAGGACCCGAUCCACACUCUUCAAUGCCACCACGUGUUUCACCGAGAGUGCCUAGAGAAUUGGUUCUUGGGGUUUCAUAACCAGUGUCCAAUGUGUAAAAAGCCUUUCUUCGAAGAGCUUGAUAUGAGCCCGGAAUGUGCAGUGUAGGUCAGCUCGAAAGUUCAGGAUUGAUUCAAACAUGAGUGUUCGGCAUAGCAAAGCAUGAUACGUUCUUGAUCAAGAUUCAUUUGGCGUUGUUUCAUCCAAUAGGAAGCACCUACCAUGGACUUCUUUCUUGAUGGUUUCUAAAAGUGGAGUUGAGUAGUGAUUCGUGCGUUUUUACGGCCAGCAAACAUCGAUUAAAGACCCCCCCCCCCCCAAUCAAAGUAAAUUCGUCAAAGGCAAGUCUGAAAGUUCCCCGGAUCUAGAAUUGUGGGGGUGGCAAAGGACUGACUAGAAUUCCUGUAAGACGUAACGUCGCGAUGACGGUGGUGUAGUCAUGGUUACUCACGGAAGAUGCGGAUCGAUGGAUCGCGGUUAUUAAUCCAUGACAACGUGGCUCUAGAACAGGCUG
Molecule: messenger RNA, 1105 nt
Organism: Aspergillus pseudotamarii
Lineage: Eukaryota; Fungi; Ascomycota; Eurotiomycetes; Eurotiales; Aspergillaceae
Exons: 3
Coding region: 193-699 (168 amino acids)
Biological process (GO): protein ubiquitination
Molecular function (GO): ubiquitin protein ligase activity
Source: RefSeq, a predicted model, not a curated record